Molecule: messenger RNA, 3916 nt
Organism: Cucumis melo (muskmelon)
Lineage: Eukaryota; Viridiplantae; Streptophyta; Magnoliopsida; Cucurbitales; Cucurbitaceae
Product: GPN-loop GTPase QQT2
Exons: 5
Coding region: 2547-3641 (364 amino acids)
Molecular function (GO): GTPase activity
Source: RefSeq, a predicted model, not a curated record
AGUUCAGGUUUCUCUAGUGUUUCUCCCCUUAACGAAGAACUUUCCACACUUGGUGUCAAAUGAUUAGAACACAUAAUUCAGAACCAAUGAUGUUUGGGGUAGGUUAAGUGUCCCAUAAAUUAUCUUCAAGGUUAGGUAUCUCCCCUUGCAGAGAAUUUGGGCUAGAAAAGGUAGAUUUUUAAGAAAGACACGUCCACUAUUCUAAAAAAACUACUUGGUUGAAGAGUCAAAACAUUUGUAAGCCUUCUGUAGGAGACAUAGAAUACACAAAUGAAGUUAAUGGCUCGAGGAUCAAGUUUAGUUAGUGUAGAUGUAGGAGUAUGAACAUAAACAGUACGCCCAAAAUUUUUUAUUGCCUAGUUAGAAAAUAUUAGUAGGGAAAAACUCUUUGAAGUGAUUCAGAGGAGUUUUAAAAUUCAAAACCUUAGUUGGCAUUCAAAUUAUGAGAUAUACAGCAGUAAGGACGACAUCGCUCCACAAAUAUUUUGGUACAUGCACAAAAAACACAAGGGCACGAGCAACUUCAAGUGUCUGUUUUUUCGCAAUAAUGCCAUUUGGCAGAGGGGUAUCACGACAUGUAGCUUGAUGAAUAAUACCCUUAUAUUGCAAAAAAAUGGUUAAUUGUUCUUUAAAAUAUUCAGUACCAUUAUCUUAGUGGAGAAUGCGAAUUUUAGUUUGAAACUGGGUCUCAAUGAUAUUGUAAAACCAAACAAAAACCUCUUCUACUUCCAUUUUUUUUGUUAAAAGAUAAAGCCAAGUUAAACGAGUGUGAUCAUCGAUAAAGGUAACAAACCAACGCUUACCACUAUGAGUCAAAACUUUAGAUCGACACAACACAUCGAUAUGAAUUAAGUAAAACGGUGAGGAAGCUUUGUAAGGUUUGGGCAAAUAUGUGGAUCGGUGAUGUUUAGCAAAAUGCAACUUUGACAUUGAAAAAUUGAACUAUCAAGAUCUUUAAGUAAAUUCGGAAACAAAUACUUCAGUUUAAAGAAAUUUGGAUGCCCUAAUCUAAGAUGCCAAAGCAUUGUAGUUUCAAUAGCAAUUUAACAAAAGAAGUACAAACACUACUCAAGCCCAAGCUAUUUUAUGACUAAUUGAAACUUCAUCAAAACAAUAGAGAUCACCAAUCAUCUUAGCACGUGCAAACGUCUCCCUCGAGUCCUGAUCUUGAAAAGUACUACAAGAUUCACAAAAGACAACACUAAAGUUAGCAUCCUUAGAGAUUUUACUAACAAAUAACAAAUUCCUGGCUAAUUUUGGAACAUGAAGGACAAAAUGUAACGUAAGCUUUGUUGUCAAAGAAAUAAUUCCUUUUCCUUCGAUAGAGGUGAAAAUACCAUCAACAAUACAAAUUUUUUCAUUGCAAUAUACAAGAGAGUAUGAUUUGAAAAAGAAAGAGAGACUAUUCAUAUGGUUCCAAGCUUCGGAAUCUAUAAUCCACGGAGAGGAGUUAAGGCAAGAGAGGGCUUGAGAACAAUUACCUAAUUGUGCCCAGAAAACACUAGGAUUACUAGAUGAUGAAUUAGUUUUUAAAAGCUUCAGGAUUUGAUCAAUUUGCUCUUUGUUAAGAGGGUUGGAGUCCACAACGGUAGCAUUAAAGGCAUAUUGAUGAGAAUUCCUCUCUCCUUGUCUUGAACUUUUCCACUUUGCAGGUUUUCCAUGAAGUUUCCAACAAGUUUCACACGUAUGUCGAGGUUUAUUGCAAUAAUUGCACCAAACACGAAAAUUUUCAUGUGUCUUGUUGGAUUGGUCGGAUGCCUUCAAAGCAGUAUUUUCAGUCACAUGCAUAACUCUCAACGAAAUCAACAAGUUUUUUGCAAAUCUUAACAUUCUUGCGGCUUUCUUCAUUGCGAACAUUAGAAAAGACAUCAUUAAUUGAUGGAAGAGUAGUUUUCCCAAGUAUCUUAUCUCUAACCUCAACAAACUCAACAUUGAGGCCGACAAGGAAUUUGUAAAUACAACCAUCUUCUAUAGCUUUCAUGUAAUGUUUUUGGUCUUCUAUAGACUUCCACUCAUCUGUAUCAUAGAGAUCAAUGUCUUGUCAAAUCCUGUUCAGGGAGGAAAGUAUUGGGUAAUGAAGUUGCCUCCUUUUCGUAUAUCACCUAGUUUAAGAUUUAACUCAAAUACUUGUGAUUGGUUGCCUAAAUUAGAAUACAUUUGAGUAACACUAUCUCAUAAUUCCGUAGUUGUAGAGCAGCACAUCUAGUUACAACUGCUGUCUUCAACCUAAGAAGCACGAACACGUCGUUUUUUUAUGAAGCGUCCGUGCUGACACGUGUCUGACAUUGAUAUGCUCGAACACAUGCCUGACAUGUGUUAGGCACACUAUGACACCCUAAGACAUGCUGUAGCUUAGAAAACAGAAAAAAGGAGAGAAAUCCGGCGGCGACGGUGGUAAAUAGCGACCACCGGUGGAACGCGGCUAAACAUGGCGGAACAUGGGGACGAUGGCUCAGACUUGACUAGUUGGUAAAAAGAAAAAAAAACCCUAGCAGGACCUGCAAAAAAAAGGAGCAAAACAAGGCUUAAAUCGACGACAGAGGAGAAUGGCGAUUUCAGUUGCAAUUCUGGCGAAGACGUGGCGGCCGGUGAACUUUGAAGGGUUGGCGAUGACAACAGAGGACAACGGCGGAGGGAGUGGGAAGACAACUUUUCUUCAUCGUCUAGUGUGCCACACACAUGCUUCAAAUAUCAGGGGUUAUGUAAUGAAUCUCGAUCCUGCUGUAAUGACGCUACCUUUUGGUGCUAAUAUUGAUAUAAGAGAUACCGUGCGAUACAAGGAAGUGAUGAAACAAUUCAAUCUUGGGCCUAAUGGAGGAAUUUUGACGUCACUUAACUUGUUUGCCACCAAAUUUGAUGAGGUAAUUUCAGUGAUUGAAAAGCGAGCAGAUCAGCUUGAUUAUGUCCUUGUCGAUACUCCUGGUCAAAUCGAGAUAUUCACAUGGUCUGCUUCUGGGGCCAUCAUCACUGAGGCUUUUGCUUCCACCUUUCCCACUGUAAUUGCUUAUGUUGUUGAUACACCUCGUUCAUCUAAUCCAGUCACAUUCAUGAGCAACAUGCUUUAUGCCUGUUCUAUCCUCUACAAGACAAGGCUGCCAGUUGUGUUGGUUUUCAAUAAAACCGAUGUGGCAAAACACGAGUUUGCUUUGGAGUGGAUGGAAGAUUUUGAAGCAUUUCAAGCUGCCGUCAGUUCUGAUAGUUCAUACACCUCCACGUUAAGUCAGAGUCUUUCCCUUGUGCUGGAUGAGUUCUAUAAGAACUUAAAAUGCGUUGGAGUUUCAGCAGUUUCUGGCGCCGGAAUGGAUUCUUUCUUUAAAGCAAUUGAAUCCAGUGCGGAGGAGUACAUGGAAAACUACAAGGCAGAGCUUGACAAGAGAGUUGCCGAAAAGCAGCGAUUAGAGGAAGAGCGCAGACGGGAAAACAUGGAGAAGUUGAGGAGAGAUAUGGAGAGCUCCAAGGGACAAACAGUGGUUUUGAGCACCGGUUUGAAGGACGACAAGAGUAAAACUAAGAUGGUUGACAAUGAUGAUGUAGAGAUUGACGAAGAAGAUGAAGACGAUGAUGAUUACGAUAGAUUUACCGAAGAGGAUGAUGCAAUCGAUGAGGAUGAAGAUGAAGAGGUUGCUAGAUUCUCCUUUUAGUAGUGGAGAAGGAAAAUGAAACUGUGUAUAGGUUUUACGGAGGAACUAAGUCACCCAUUCACUCCAAAUACAAGUCUCGGCCAUUGUUUUUCUGACAUUAUGACAAGGUUUGCUUAUUGGAGGCUCUUAUGAUAUUGCAUUUUGAUGAUGGUCCUUGUCAUCUAUAGGAGCUUUGGUUUGAAAGCUGGCUUUCCCAUGUCCUUGUAAUGUUGUACAUUUUGAUGGUCUAUGAUUCCCUGUUUAUGAUGGCUAAUAGAAAAUCAAAAAUUUGAAAA